Molecule: messenger RNA, 1214 nt
Organism: Labeo rohita (rohu)
Lineage: Eukaryota; Metazoa; Chordata; Actinopteri; Cypriniformes; Cyprinidae
Gene: antkmt
Product: adenine nucleotide translocase lysine methyltransferase
Exons: 7
Coding region: 144-794 (216 amino acids)
Biological process (GO): positive regulation of proton-transporting ATP synthase activity, rotational mechanism; regulation of mitochondrial ATP synthesis coupled proton transport; peptidyl-lysine trimethylation
Cellular component (GO): mitochondrion
Molecular function (GO): protein-lysine N-methyltransferase activity
Source: RefSeq, a predicted model, not a curated record
CUUUAUUUUGAAAUGUCCCAAACAGGAAGUUGUCGUCCUGCGCUCUGUGUUUAGCUGUAGAAAUGUUCAUACCGCAUACAGUGAAGGUCCCACCCUGUAGCUUAAACCACUAAGCCACUUUUCAGGAAACCCAGUAUUCAGCUAUGGAAGACGACAUACAAGAGGAAGUCCUUUCGCAGUUCAAAGAGAGGCGACUGGGUGGUUGGCAGAUCCUGCAGCUGACGGCAGGCACGGGUUUGGCGGUCUAUGCCGUCUGGGCAGGAAUCCUCAUGCCGGGGUUUCGUCGAGUGCCUCUCAAAUUACAGGUGCCUUAUAUGCCAGCAAGCAGAGCUCAAGUGAGUAAUGUUAUGACUCUGCUGAAGGGCCGAUCUGGAGGCAUCGCUGACCUGGGCUCAGGUGAUGGCAGGAUUGUGUUAGAAGCGUCUCGUCAGGGUUUUUCUCCAGCGGUUGGUUAUGAGCUCAAUCCUUGGCUUGUUCGUCUUGCUUACUUUCACGCGUGGAGAGCUGGACAACACAGAAGUGUUUCAUAUCGCCGAGAAGAUCUGUGGAAGGUUGAUCUUUCAACGUACAAAAAUGUCACAGUAUUUCUAGCCCCUAGUGUGUUAAGUCUUUUACAAAAGAAGUUACUGGCUGAGCUGCCUGAAGACGCUUUGAUUGUGGCGGGACGUUUUCCGUUUCCUGAUUGGACAGAGUGUGAAGUAAAGGGUGAAGGUGUGGACAGAGCAUGGGCAUAUCACAUACAAGAACUGAGACAUCGCUACCAGUCACAAGAUAAACAUGAAAAAAACAGCUGAGAAACAUUUUAAACCUGUACUUUAUUAUUUUAUAUUAAUUUUAUCAUGUUUUAUGCGAUUACUUAAUGCACAGAAUGUUUUUAAAAAGAUUUCAUCGAAAGAUUGAAGAUUUUGUCGAAAACAAAGCUGCUGUCUGCGGGUGUUCCUUAAAGGGUUCGAACCCGUGGAUCACUUCCUGUUUUUUAAUGUGACCUAGAUAAUGUUAUGUGUACAAUAUUUCUCUUUUGCAGAAAAAGGAAAUAAACCUCAUUCAUCUUGAGUCAUCUUUCCUGAACAUGUUGUUUUGUGAAAUGUGCAUGUUUGUAAAUGUUUUUACCACUCAGUCUGCAGUCUUACUCAACGUGUUAGAGUUGAUGGGUUGCAUAAUGUGAAGCCGUUGAGCAAACCACAUUAAACAACCAGAAGCAAGAGAAUUGCAAG